AUGCAACGAGGUGGUAUUGAACAUUUGAAUCCGCCUAAAACUAGUGUUAUCACAAUCAAUAACAAUAAAAAAUCUGUUGCUGCCUGGAGGAACACGGUAGCGUUGGCACGGCGUAAAACACGUCGGAAGGAUUUAGCGCCCGGCGGAGGUCCAUUCACCGUACUUCUAAUUCAAAUCCUCGAAAGCAAUGUGAUUUACCGUCGCAUUCAGAUUCUAAUUCAAAUUGCUUAUUUGAAAAAGGCAUUUUUGAUGUUGACUCUAAAUAUGAUCUUUUGGAUGCCAUAUUGUGUUAUGGGUAUUUUGAGUACGAUUAUGAUAUUGGACCAUUCGGCUUAUAAUUUUUUGAAUGCGCUCGUCGUGCUCAAUGCCGUUUCGAAUUUAUUCCUGUGA
Messenger RNA from Anisakis simplex (herring worm), 390 nucleotides. The record is from the annotation of a GenBank genome assembly. Lineage: Eukaryota; Metazoa; Nematoda; Chromadorea; Rhabditida; Anisakidae.